AUGGCGAGUUGCUCCUUCGCUCGCGACCAGGCGACAAGGAGGCUGAGAGCGGCAGCAGCGGCAACGGCGGCAGCUCUAGCUGCGGUGGCGACCACCCCACUUCUUUCCUCGGGAACCCCGACCGCACUCAUUGGGUCCGGGUCGUCUUGUCCGGGAGCCAUGUGGCUCUCCACGGCCACUGGCUCCCGGUCAGACUCCGAGUCCGAUGAGGAGGACCUCCCCGUCGGGGACGAAGUCUGCAAACGCGGCUACCUGCGGAAGCAGAAGCAUGGGCACAGGCGCUACUUCGUGCUCAAACUCGAGACCGCCGACGCCCCAGCUCGGCUGGAAUACUACGAAAAUGCCAGGAAGUUCCGGCACAGUGUCCGCGCCGCGGCGGCUGCAGCGGCGGCGGCCGCCUCUGGCGCCGCGGUCCCCGCGCUCAUCCCACCGCGGCGCGUGAUUACCCUGUACCAGUGCUUCUCUGUGAGCCAGCGGGCCGACGCAAGGUACCGACACCUCAUCGCUCUUUUCACCCAGGACGAGUACUUCGCUAUGGUGGCCGAGAACGAGUCGGAGCAAGAGAGCUGGUACUUGCUGCUCAGCCGCCUCAUCCUCGAGAGCAAGCGCCGCCGCUGCGGCACGCCCGGCGCCCAGCCGGAUGGAGAACCGGCGGCGCUGGCGGCUGCAGCGGCGGCGGAGCCACCCUUCUACAAAGAUGUGUGGCAGGUAAUAGUCAAACCCAGGGGGCUGGGGCACAGGAAAGAGCUGAGCGGCGUGUUCCGGCUAUGUCUUACCGACGAGGAGGUUGUGUUUGUGAGGCUAAAUACCGAAGUGGCCAGCGUGGUCGUCCAGCUCCUGAGCAUCCGUCGCUGCGGGCACUCGGAGCAGUAUUUCUUCUUGGAAGUCGGCAGGUCCACCGUCAUCGGCCCAGGAGAGCUCUGGAUGCAGGUCGAUGACUGUGUGGUGGCCCAAAACAUGCACGAGCUAUUUUUGGAGAAGAUGAGAGCCUUGUGUGCAGACGAAUACAGAGCCCGCUGCCGCAGCUACAGCAUCAGCAUCGGCGCCCACCUGUUAACCCUGCUGUCCGCUAGGAGGCACCUGGACAUGCUGCCGCUGGAACCCAGCGGCUGGCUCAGAAGGUCCCGCUUUGAGCAGUUUUGCCACCUCAGAGCCAUCGGUGACGGGGAAGACGAGAUGCUCCUCACCAGGCGCUGCAUAACACCCAGUGAGCCUGUGCCCCCUUCCAGGCGAGGAAGACUGCACCUGCCCAGAACGCGCAGGUCCAGGAGAGCAAUUUCAGUGCCAGCUGGCUUUUUUCGGCGCUUAGCACCCAGCCCUGUGCGUGCCCCGCACCCAGAAGCCCCCAACGAGGGAACUUGCCUGUCUUCUGAAGCAUCUGGUUCCGGCUCUGGCAACUCUGGGGAAGAAGGCAGUCCUCAGGGCAAAGAGGAUCAGGAAGGAAACAGAGGCGACUAUAUGCCCAUGAACAACUGGGGCUCAGGAAAUGGCCGAGGCUCAGGAGGUGGACAGGGUUCGAGUGGCCAAGGCUCCAGUAGCCAGAGCUCAGGAGGAAACCAGUGCUCAGGCAGGGGGCACGGCUCUGGAAGUGGCCAGGGCUCAAGUGGCAGCCAGGGCUCAAGUGGCCAGGGAUCCGGGGGCCAAGGUGCAGGAGGAAACCAGUGCUCAGGAGAUGGCCAGGGUACCACCGGUGGGCACGGCUCAGGCAGUGGUCAGGGAGCUGGAGGUGGACACGGCUCAGGCCGUGGCCAGGGGCCUGGAGAUGGUCAUGGCUCAGGUGGUGGCAAGAACUCUGGUGGGGGCAAAGGCUCAGGAAGUGGCAAAGGCUCGGAUGGCGAUGGUGAACGUGGGAAAUCUCUGAAGAAAAGAUCCUACUUUGGCAAAUUAACUCAGAGCAAGCAACAGCAAAUGCCACCACCUCUACCACCUCCCCCUCCACCCCCGCCAGUUGCAGCAACUGGUGGGAAAGGGAAGUCUGGAGGAAGGUUCCGACUUUAUUUCUGUGCCGACAGAGGAGCCACAAAAGAACGCAAAGAAGCCAAAGAAGUUAAAGACACAGAGACCCCAGAAGGUGCAGCUCGGGGUCCUUACAGAGCCAGAGCUUUUGAUGAAGAUGAGGAUGACCCAUAUGUGCCAAUGAGGCCAGGGGUGGCUGCCCCUCUCGCAAGCUCCAGUGAUUAUAUGCCAAUGGCUCCUCAAAAUGUCUCUUCUUCGAAAAAGCGCCACUCUCGAUCACCUUUUGAAGAUUCGAGGGGUUACAUGAUGAUGUUUCCCAGAGUGAGCCCACCACCUGCCCCAAGCCCUCCAAAAGUCCCUGAUCCUGAUAAAGAGGAUGACUCAAAGGACAAUGACAGUGACAGUGACUACAUGUUUAUGGCUCCUGGAGCUGGUGCAAUUCCAAAAAACCCCAGAAGUCCCCAGGGAGGCUCUUCCUCCAAAAGUUGGAGCUCCUACUUCUCUCUGCCAAAUCCUUUUCGGAGCUCCCCGCUGGGACGGAGUGACCACAGUGAGUAUGUACCAAUGUUACCUGGAAAAUUCCUGGGGAAGGGCCUUGACAAAGAAGCCUCAUCUACCGGUGGCCCCGAAGAUGUAGCUUCAAAGCCUUCAGUUGCGGGGUCAUUCUCAAAGCCUAGAGACGGAGGAUCACCUUCAAAGCCUUCAGGUGAUGGGCCCCCCAAGAACAAGGCUAAGAGACCUAACCGACUUUCUUUUAUUACAAAAGGAAAUAAAAUCAAGCCAAAACCACAAAAGCCCACACAUGAGCAGAAAGAAGUUGACAGUGCUAGCGACUACGUCAACAUUGACUUCCCCAAGAGAGACAGGAAUACGCCAGCUCCUCGUAUUCAAAGACUGCCAGAUUUGUGGGGCAUAAUUGCCGACCCCAGACAGUUCGCCUUUUCUAAUUACGUGAAUGUGAAGUUCGGAGUGCCAUUUCCAAAUCCAGCAAACGACCUCUCAGAUCUUUUAAGAGCUAUUCCAGGUGCCAACCCCUUCUCUCUGGACGGUGCUAGGUGGCCACUUCCGCCUCUUCCUCCCAGUGCUACAGGUAAUGAUGCUAAUGAGGAAGAAGGUGACUACAUUGAAGUGAUUUUCAACCCAGCGAUGACACCAGCCGUGCCUUUUGCUGACAGUGCCAUUCGCUACGAUGCUGAAACAGGUCGAAUCUACGUGGUCGACCCAUUUUCGGAGUGCUGUAUGGACAUUUCUCUCUCCCCCAGCCGCUGCUCGGAGCCACCACCUGUAGCUAGGCUGCUGUUGGAAGGACAGCUAGAGAGAAGACGCCCUCAAAGCCGCUCGCAAAGUUUCUCUGCAUCCGCCAGAGCCGCUGUCUCGGCUUUCCCAACCGACAACCUGGAGAGAGAUCUCUCCGCCUCCUUCGCAUCGGCGGCGACCGCCGCGCCAGCCUUACCCGUGGGCCGGGCUUUAGCCGCCGCCUCCGCCCUCGUCGCGGCCCCGGGCAUCGGCGCAGCGGCUGCGGGCUUGGAGGCCGCUGCUGGAUUUGACUCCGCCUCUGCCCGCUGGUUCCAACCUGUUGCGAAUGCUGCGGGUGCCGAAGCGGUAAGGGGGCCCCGAGACGCUGCGGGUGGCUCGAACCCUAGAGCCCCAAACCCAUCGGCCGACUCUGCCGGAGGUGAGAAUGGGGCCGGCGGGGCUGCCGCUGCAGCUGCCGCUCCCCCUCCAUCGCCUGGCCGCGGCCGGGUGCGGAGCCCCCUAGAGCGAGACGAUUCUGACAACGACGACAAGUACGUGAGGAUGGACUUUGCCAGACCUGACAACAAGAAGUUCGACUCUCCCCAAAGAGAUUUUUUGAGCAUUCCGUCACAAAACCGUUGCCGCCAUGAGGAGAAGCAUAUUUGAUCUUCUCAUCUGUGAAGGAGACAGUAGUCUGAGUGAUUACAUUGCUACAAAAACACAUUUUAGAAGAGAGGUGAUGCUUAUGGAAUUUCAUCUUUGUCUACUCCAGAUCUGCCUAAAAGAAAAAGAAUUCACAGGCUUCUGAAUAGAAAGCAACCUGAAUUUAUAAAAGCCUACAAGUGGAUGCUGGCAGUUGAAUGAUCCUAACACAGAUCAUUCACACAGCUGCCUUAUGGAUCCAGUGAUUUGGAAUUGAGAAAUUCACACUGUAUUUCGGUUUUGUUUUCUGGUUUCCCUCCUAGAUCCGUCUCUUUGAAAGGAAACAAACACUAUAAAAAUAAGCAUCUCAUAACUCAUUCCCUCUUUUAAAAAAUGUUAAUUACAUAUGUGUAAGUGUGGCCAAUACCAAUUUUACUCAUGUAUAAUACUUAGAUUUAGUCUUAAAGUUGAAAACCCUUGAAAUAAAAGGAGAAAAAGAAUGAGGUUAUGUUCCUAAGAAGGUAGGUAUGAUCUGGAAUCUUUUUUUUUCUGAACAGUACAUACACACAGUGUUUCUUGAUCAAGGAAUUAAACAUCAACUGGACUGAUACCUUGAUGUGACAUUUCUAAUAUUUUAAAGGCGGGACCAAAGGGCAGAUUAUCUCAGUUUUGAUCAUUAACAAAACUGCAGCAUCCUGUCCACAUUAAAUGUUACCUAAACUGCUAUCUUGAUUGAACAUUUCCAACGUUUUAAAGGCAGAACUGAGGAACAGAGGAUCUGUUUCUUCAUAUACAUCACCAUGAUGUUCUGCUUGCAAAUCAAUUGAGCAUUUCCAAAACCAUUAAUUUUUUUGAAACCUACAUUUUCCCCCUAAAAGAAGCAACAUUCUUCAAAAAGUCUCUUCACAAAGACCCUCUCUGCCUCUCUGGGCCUCCCCCUUUCACCCUCCAUUCUUCCCCUCUUUCUGGCUCUUUCCUUGACACACACCCUCCCUCCUAUGCCUAGGGCUCCUAUAAAGAAAUCAGUUUCCCAUAUUCCAGAAAUUAGUGUGGACAUAUCAAUCGAUAUUCUGAUGAAAACUUAAGCCAAAAGGAACCUCUUACAAGGUCUCGUUUCCCUUUGAGUAAUAAGACUAUGUAAGAUGUACCAAAUUAAAAAAAAAAAAACAACCAAACAAUCAGAGCAAGCUCCCCCCUCCCAUUUUUGCUUGCCUCUGAUGGAAACUGAAUUAAGAUUUUAGGAACCUGGACCUUUGAGAACAGGACACUAACAGGUGGUGAUCACAAAGGAUAGGUACAAAGGUCUUGAAGCUUGCUUAGAGCUUUGUUACGUGGUGGCACACGAAUCACGACUUGUCGUGCCAUCACUGGCAAACCUCAUCAUAUCACAGAUGGGUGUGCGUGUCUGUAGAAGUGUGUGAGUGCUAACGUGCGUGCGCAUAUUUGUGUGUAUGCAUACCUUUGUGUACCUGUGUACAUGUGAUUGUAGAUGUACCUGUUGUGUGUAACUCUGUUUAAAAAAAUUGCUUCGCAUUUAACGUGCAACUUUGAAGUAGUGUACUAUUUACCUAAAGUUUUUCACCACUCGGUUUUGACGUCUUUGAACGUGUACUUCUAUCUUCGAGCAGGCUUAUAGUACAUGUGUUGCUACACUAACUUUUCUGAAGAACCGAGUUGACUUCUGUUAUUUUUCCUUGCCUACCAACCAAAGGGAUGGAGGGGCUCUUUUUUUUUUUUUUUUUUUUUUGUCCCUUGUGAACGGUGCUGAGGAGAGGAUGUGGCUGCAGUACCAGUCACUACUCCAGUUACUGGUCACUGCUAGGGGAUCAGUUUCAUCAAUUCCUUCAGACUCUUCUCUUUUUCCAAUCUGAUCAAAUAAUGCAGUGUGGCUUUUGUUCAUUGUGGUAACAAUGCAGUCUUCAGGCAGCCCUUUUUCCAUCCUUCUGUCAGUCACCAUUUUAUUUUCCAGUAAGUUAAGUCAUAAUCGUUCAGAAUUGUGGAAAGAGAAGAUCAUCCGGGGGAAAAUGCUAUAUUGCUUUACUUGCAUAUUAGGUUCAGAGGCUGCCAGCAGACAGGGUACAGCACAGAGGUGACACUUGCUGAAUAAAUGAAUGGGAAACCUCAUACACAACAGUACAAAUAGUAACAGGUACAAAUAGUCACAGGUACAGCAUAACAAAUAUGCAAUCUUUUCACACUACUUCUUAGUUUACAGACACAACUAAUUUAUUCAGUAUUGUGCUGGAAGAAUCUUUUCAGAAUAUGUGUACCAACAUAUCACUGACCUUCCAGCUACCGGUUUAUGCUGCUGUUAAGAAAAACCAAUGAUGGAACGAUUUUUGUGUGUGUGUGAUCUCUACAUUUAAUUUGGUAUCAGACAUAGUCACUUGGUCAGUAAAAACUAAAACUUUACAGUUCCAGCAGUUCAUUACAUUUGCUAUUUCUGCUUCACAGAUCUCCUUUGAGUUGCUCUGGCUUUGUCUUCCUUUGUAAAUACUCUUAUAUUCUUUUUUCUUUGUAAACAUCUCAUUUGCAGUUUGGGGAGACAACCUUGCAACUCUGUAUAGUGUUUAUAUAUAUAUCUGACUUGCCUUUCCAUAGAGCUACUCGCAAUAAA
Molecule: messenger RNA, 6451 nt
Organism: Camelus dromedarius (Arabian camel)
Lineage: Eukaryota; Metazoa; Chordata; Mammalia; Artiodactyla; Camelidae
Gene: IRS4
Product: insulin receptor substrate 4
Exons: 3
Coding region: 1-3858 (1285 amino acids)
Biological process (GO): insulin receptor signaling pathway
Cellular component (GO): cytosol; plasma membrane
Molecular function (GO): insulin receptor binding; phosphatidylinositol 3-kinase binding
Source: RefSeq, a predicted model, not a curated record